AUGUCGGAUAUGAAACGAGCUGAUAACUGGGUGGACGGUCUUCGAGGCAUCGCCGCCUUGACCGUCGUAACAUAUCACCUUUGCUCGUGCUUUGCAAAUUGGCUCAAUUCACCCGCAGUCGAGAAAAAUGGCCCGGUCUCCAUUUUCCAAUACCCAUUUAUUCGAAUCAUCGUCGGUGGUCGCAUGGCUGUGGCACUUUUCUUCCUAAUUACUGGAUACGUGAACUCUUUCAGCACGAGGAAACAUAUCCGUAAUGGAGAUGCCAGUUUUGCGCUACUGAACUUGUCUAAGAGUACCUUUAUUCGAACUGGCAGGCUUGUUGCUCCUACAAAUGCUGCCCUAUUCGUGGGUUGGGUUGUUUGUCAACUACAUGGAUAUAAAUUGGCAGCUCAAACAGACUCAUUUUGGAUCAGAGUGGGUGCAGUGCCACCGGGGCCUACCUUUGGGGGAGCAGUACGUGGCCUUCUUCAAAACCUGACAUUAUUCUGGCACGGAGGCGUGGGAAUAUAUGACCACACUUACUGGACUAUCCCAUUCUUUUUGAAAGGGUCUAUGCUGGUUUAUAUUACCCUUUUGGGUACCACUCUGACUCACCCGCGAUAUACUAAACUGAUCAUCAUUUUCCUCUACCUGUUUGCCUGGUCAGGUGGCCAAGCUCUCAUGGAGUUAAACGUGUAUGCGGGAAUGCUCUUGGCUGAGUUGAAUGCAGACUACGGCCCACGAGCAACGUCUAUGCUCUCAAGGCCAAUCUCGGCGCUCAUGAUUCUAGUCGGGCUGUUCCUUGCAUCUUUCCCUGAGGAACAUGCAGAUUGGAUGCCAUGGAGCAACUUCGUCAACUCCGUUGCAGGCUUGCUUGUCCCCAGUGGCGGCGAAAUAAACCGCUAUGUGAUAUCUGUUGGAACUGCAUUUAUCGCUUUUGGAGCGUUCUUCUCUCGCGAUGCCCGCCAUAUCCUAUCUCUUCCGGUGAUGAACUUCUUGGGACGGAUAUCAUUCCCCAUUUAUUUGAUCCACAACACACUCAUUCGCACAAUUCUCUCUUGGAUGAUUUACCGAGACUCGGCGGUGAAAGAAGGACUGCAUCCAGUGGAUAUGCAAGGAAAGCCAAAAUACCUCGAGCGAGGAAGUGCCAUGGCAUUUGUCAUUGCCAUACCCUUGUUCUACGGAAUACUCAUAUAUACCUCCUAUCUGUGGACUAUUUAUGUGGACCCCGCAUGUGGAAGGGCCGUUUCUUGGCUCUCAAAGAAAGCCUUCGGAGAGCUCGAUGGUUCUGGUUUGACAAAAGAAGAGGCGCUGAAGGGCAUUUUGAAGACCUAA
This is a messenger RNA of Penicillium daleae, 1314 nucleotides long. RefSeq names its product acyltransferase family protein. The record is from RefSeq and is a predicted model, not a curated record. Gene Ontology annotation, cellular component: membrane. Gene Ontology annotation, biological process: polysaccharide biosynthetic process. NCBI's taxonomy places the organism in Eukaryota, Fungi, Ascomycota, Eurotiomycetes, Eurotiales, Aspergillaceae. Gene Ontology annotation, molecular function: acyltransferase activity, transferring groups other than amino-acyl groups. The transcript has 3 exons. The coding region runs from base 1 to 1314 and encodes 437 amino acids.